Molecule: messenger RNA, 5106 nt
Organism: Hipposideros armiger (great roundleaf bat)
Lineage: Eukaryota; Metazoa; Chordata; Mammalia; Chiroptera; Hipposideridae
Gene: N4BP1
Product: NEDD4 binding protein 1
Exons: 6
Coding region: 397-3510 (1037 amino acids)
Biological process (GO): negative regulation of proteasomal ubiquitin-dependent protein catabolic process; negative regulation of protein ubiquitination
Cellular component (GO): PML body; nucleus
Molecular function (GO): RNA binding
Source: RefSeq, a predicted model, not a curated record
AGCGGGAAGGGAGAAGGAAGUGGGUAGGGGGAAAGAGAAAGCGAGAAAGGAGAGGGGGGGAGGGGAGGAGCCAUCUGCCCAUCAAUUAAUAAGAAGCUGGGGAACUAUCGCUGGAGCCCCAGUUCGGGCUUCAAGAUUUCUGCAGGCAAGCCAAAUCCCUUGUGUGACAUGGGGUCAGUCCCACCUUCUGGCUCCGAGCCUCGACGUCCCCGUCUGUAAAACCAGAAAUUGACGACCCAACAACAGGUCUUUCGGACGCGUUUGGCCCUCACCAAAGAAGGCCGCCCGAGCCCCUCUCCCCAGCCAUCGCUCUGCCCUCAACAAACAUGGCAAGUGCGAGUGACGUCGCCUUCCGUCGCCUCGGCCCCUCCCCUCCCUUGGAGGCGGCGAGCCUCAAUGACGGCAGCGGGAGGGCGCAUGCGCGGUGACGCGGCUCGGCCCGCGGCGACGGCGGCGAAGGGGCGGAGGGCUUUUCUGCCCGCAGUUGCCAAGCCGCGGCGGCCGAGGCGGGAUGUUGUAGCGAGGCCUGCGGGCUGGCGGCGGGGCGCGGGCGGGGCGCGGUGGCCCGGAGGGCCGACGCCGCCUGACGGACUCGGGCACAGCGGCAGCACGCUGAGGGGGCCGGCGCCGCCGCGGGAGGCCGCGCCCGCCAUGGCGGCCCGGGCGGUGCUGGACGAGUUCACGGCGCCCGCCGAGAAGGCGGCGCUGCUGGAGCGGAGCCGCGGCCGCAUCGAGGGCCUGUUCGGCGUGAGCCUGGCGGUGCUCGGCGCGCUCGGGUCCGAGGAGCCGCUGCCCGCGCGCAUCUGGCUGCAGCUCCGCGGGGCGCAGGAGGCGGUGCACAGCGCCAAGGAAUAUAUUAAAGGAAUCUGUGAACCUGAACUAGAAGAAAGAGAAUGCUACCCCAAGGCCAUGCACUGCAUCUUUGUUGGGGCACAGAGCCUGUUUCUGAAGAGCUUGAUUCAGGACACCUCUGCCGAUCUCUGCGUCCUGGAUACUGGCCUCCUGGGCAUCAGAGGAAGCGCCGAAGCUGUGGUCAUGGCUAGAAGUCACAUUCAGCAGUUUGUAAAGCUCUUUGAGAAUAAUGAGAACCUGCCCAACAGUCAGAAAGAAUCAGAGGUGAAAAGGGAAUUUAAACAGUUUGUGGAAGCCCGAGCAGACAAUUACACAAUGGACUUGUUGAUUUUGCCCACUUCCUUGAAAAAAGAACUUCUGACACUCACACUAGGCGAGGAGAAUCUGUUUGAAACCGGAGAUGAUGAUGUUAUUGAAAUCGAAGAUUCUAAACAAACAGAGUUCACCCAGAAUGCUGCCGCAGGGCUGACGAUGUCCAGAGAUGAAAUUGUUUUGCAGGAAGAUGCAAGAAAUAAAGCUGGGACCCCUGUUUCUGAGCUUACAAAACAAAUGGACACAGUCUUUUCUAGUUCACAAGAUGUACUUUUUGUUCCAAUAAAUGGUCUAAACCCCGAUGAAGAGGCACUUUGCAGAGGCAGAGUUUGUCACAAAAGGAGAUUUUCUGACUCAGAGGAAAGGCAUACCAAGAAACAGUUUUCUUUGGAAAGUGUUCAGGAGGGAGAGCCACACGAUGGUAAGACAUUGGCUGGCAGCGUGAUCAUUGACCUCUCUGAUUCUGCUGAUCCUGACAAUUUCAGUCCAGAGGUAAAAGACAAUACCGAGGAGAUGGAGUACAACAUCCUCGUCAACUUUUUUAAAACCAUGGGCUAUUCCCAGGAAAUUGUUGAAAAGGUCAUUAGGGAGUAUGGGCCAUCUACUGAACCAUUAUUGCUCUUAGAGGAGAUUGAAAAAGAAAACAAGAGAGUCCAAGAAGACAGAGAAUUUUCACCUGGUACUAUGUAUCCGGAGACCAGCAAAACCAAAAAUAAAGGUGUUUGUAGCAGCAUAAACGAGCUUACAACAGAUUCCACUCCAAAGAAAACACAAACUCACACACAACAAAACAUGGUAGAAAAAUUUUCUCAGUUACCGUUCAAAGUUGAAUCAAAACCUUGUACCUCAAAUUGCAAAAUCAAUGCUUUCAGGACAGUGCCAGUGGAACAGAAACAAGAAAUCUGGAAUUCAAAUCAGAGCUACCUGGGUAACAUAGACCUUGAAACGGACGGCCUUUCCCCCUCUGUUGCCCCUUCAAGUCCCAAAGAAGCUCUCAGUUUUGUUUCAAGAGGAGCUUCAAGUCACCAGCCCAGAAUUCCAGUUUUUCCUGAAAACGGUUUGCAGCAUCAAGGAGAGCCCUUGCUUCCAAAUAAUAUGAAAUCGGCCUGUGAAAACCGUUUGGGCUCUCCGCAGUCUAAGCCAAAUUGUCCACUCCUUUCUCAAGCACAAAUGCCACUGCACCAGCUGUUACCUUCGGUCACUGAUGGAAGGUUGGCAGGACCCUCUGAUCACAUUGAUUCGUCGGUUACAGGGGUUCAGAGGUUUCGAGAUACUCUGAAAGUUCCCUACAAGCUGGAGUUAAAAAAUGAACCCGGAAGAACCGAUUUGAAGCACAUUGUUAUAGACGGGAGCAAUGUUGCAAUUACCCAUGGUCUGAAAAAGUUCUUUUCCUGCCGUGGAAUUGCAAUCGCAGUGGAGUAUUUCUGGAAGCUUGGGAACAGAAACAUCACUGUGUUUGUCCCACAGUGGAGAACGCGGCGCGAUCCUAAUGUCACAGAACAGCACUUCUUAACUCAGCUCCAGGAGCUCGGAAUAUUAUCUUUAACUCCUGCUCGGAUGGUCUUUGGAGAGAGAAUUGCUUCUCAUGACGACAGGUAUGAAAGGCCACUUUCCUUUCUAAGGUGGGUGGGGGCUGUGAGGAGCCAACCACGGGCUCCGUCGGACAGUUGCCUGUGUCUGGACCUUCAUGCUUACAGGACUCACUCGAUUCCGGGGGUUGAGAAUUUCGAUAUUCUUGUCUCAGUGUGGCAGCCUCAAGUGGUCUUCAAACAUCUCCUUCUUCCUGGUUAUUUUUGGCCAGUGAUUUACCCCCCUCUUGUGCUGAGAAAACGAGUGUGGAGGUGGUGUCAGCGACAUCACCACUGGACCGCACUCCUACAUCCUGCUUUCGGAUGCCAAGCGUCUGGGCCUUGCGGUCAGCCGCAGGUAGUCUCCAGGUCUGUUGUCUGUCUUAUAACCAGCUCACCAGGACUCACUUCCCUUCACAGAGACAUGCAGCCCCUCCUCAACGCCCUGCCCAGCGUGGGCAUGUUUGACCCCAGCUUCAGGGGCCCUGGCGCCCAGGCAGCCAGCACCAGCCUCCAGCCUCCGGCCCGGGUGCAGGGCCCCCCACCCAGCCACUGGCUUCCUCAGCAGCCCCGCUUUCCGCUUCUGCCCAACCUGCCCAAUACCCAGCAGAACCUGCCCAUGCCGGCCCAGAGAUCGCCGGCCGAGACCAGCGAGCUGAGGGAAGCGCUCCUGAAGAUCUUCCCUGACUCAGAGCAGAGACUGAAAAUCGACCAGAUCCUGGGCGCCCAUCCCUACAUGAAAGACCUGAACGCGCUCUCCGCCAUGGUGUUGGAUUGACGGCGCUGAGCUCAGGGGCAGGGUCCGCGUGACGGCGGGGGCGACAAAAUGUGAAGAAACCCACUUCCCAGUGGAGAUGCUAUUGUAUAUAGAAAAGACAAACAGAUGUUUUGUGUAUAAAAAUCUGGGUUUUCAAAUCCAGCUUUUUUUCUAUAUAUAAAUUAAUGCUGCUAUUACAGAUUGAACAUUUUCUGUCAAAGGAAAGUACAUUUUUCUGCCUGUUCAGAACUGUUUAAUAGCAGUUACUCUUACGUGUAUUUACAUUUUUAUGUUUUUUAAACUAUUUUCCUUAAAGCUGAAAAUAUUGACAAAUGGAUAUGAUUAGCCUUUCUAAAUAAAAAGAAAAAGAGUUGCUUUCAUAGGGAAAGCAAGACCUCUUAAAGUAUAUUUUCUUGAGAUGACUAUUGUCACACCCACUAACAUGAAGUAUGUGCACCCCUCCCCCACCCAGCCUCCUCUGCCCUCAGCCCUGGAAUUAGUAGGAGUUGGGUUUGCUCCUGUGGGGUCUUUGUCUUUGGAGCCAUUUGUGAGAGUGGACAAGGGGUGCCACUAGAUGGCACCUUGUACCUAGCCAUCAUUAAUGCCCAGGGCAAAGUUAGACUCCAGACCAGCAGGGCUGCAAAAACUUCAGCGCUCACGCAGCAGCUCCUCCCCUCCCACCCGCAGCUGGGGACUGUGCCGUGCGGGGCCCAGACUCCUUGUCCAGCGCUCCGACACGCUCGCCAGGCUGAGGCCUCACCAUUCCUGACUUGACUCGAGAAGUCACACCUUCCUCUAAAGAUGAUAGUGGGGUUGAGGGAGUUGAAUGAACAGCCCCGCUGUUAUGGUCAUUUUAUGUCCACAACCGUGGGAAAUGCCCCAUGUGAAGUUCGUGCAGCUUUGCCAAAAAAUGGUUUUCUAUUUUCACAAUGACCCAAGCCAAUAAAUAGCAUUAGCAGCUUCCGUGGGGGCCCAGGGCCCUGUACUUUUUUUCCCGUGUUUGUCUCUAGUGUCCGCCCAAGCUGCCCUCCCUGUGAGCCUUUCAAAAAUGGAUAUCUUAGUGUUGUGUUUUCAGUGUUGCCCGAAUUUGUGUCAGUGAAGUUCUUUUCUUGGGCAAUUAAUUCUUAACAUCUUUACUGUUCUCUGGACCUUCAAAGGGCUUCGUAUUUUAUACCCGUUCUCUCCCCAGGCUGCUCUCGGUCAGCUUUAUGCCUGCCCUGAGAAUCCCGCCCCUCCUGGCCCAGAAACCACCGCGGAGGGCUGGUUUACGCUUUCCAGUGAGGGGACGUUGUUGGCUGUUGAGCAGAGCGGGGUGGCUUCUGUAGGCGAGUUUGGUCCCUGCAUCCCCCAGGGGUGAACCCAGAGUCCCCCAGGUGGCGAGCCUUCUACUCCACCAUGUUUUCUCGUGGCUCCUUCAAGAUGCAUCCUGAUGUGCAACUGGUUGUCAACUGUCACUUUGGGGUAGGUUGCCCGAGUCACCCAGCUGUAGACAUGGAGGUAGAAGACUUCCAUGAGGUGGGCCAGGAAGUGACGUCAGUCACAGCCUGUGCCUGGGCUUCAGAGCUGGUGGUAUUGAAAAGCACAGCGGACUUGGCGAGGGCUAGGGUUGUGUCACAG